AGAAAAGACACGAGGACUGUGGUAUCAAAAUGUCAAGAAGCUUUGAAGUCGUAGAGGGACAAUUUGAUGAUGUGGAUGACUUAUUAGAACCCAUAAAUAAAUGUCAAGCUUAUGAUGCUGCAAAAUGUAAUUAUGGCGAAGAGAAUGGUGAUGAUGACGAUGAUUAUAAAUAUGACGAUGAAGAGGAUGAUGAAGAUGACGAUGACAACACAUAUGACUGGGAUGGUUGUACGGGGAAUUUUACCAAAAAGUAUAAUGCUGCAGCAGCCCACAUAUCACGACCUAAUGCCAAUCCACCAAAGCAACAACAUCAAAAAAUGUCAUCCUUUCAACCAACAGACAAGGCUUUAAGUAAAUUUGUGGAUAAGAUUAAUGUAGAAAAAUAUGAAGGCCCAACUUUGCCCAAUGCAGCUGCAGCAGCUUUAGUUCAUGCUGGAAAGAAAAUGGAUAGUGACAGAGUGAAGUCUAAGGACAAGAAGGACCGUGCUACAGCGGAGCAGGUAAUGGACCCCAGAACACGGAUGAUCCUCUUUAAGUUCCUCCAGCGGGGACUCAUCAGUGAGAUUAAUGGUUGUAUCAGUACCGGAAAAGAGGCCAAUGUUUAUCAUGCCACAACACAUAACCAGGGGGAUCGAGCUAUCAAGGUAUACAAAACUUCUAUCCUUGUUUUCAAGGAUAGAGACAAAUAUGUGACUGGAGAAUAUAGAUUUCGCCAUGGUUACUGUAAACACAAUCCAAGGAAAAUGGUUAGAACCUGGGCAGAAAAAGAAAUGAGGAAUUUAACCAGGAUGUACCAGGCAGGCCUUCCUUGUCCCGAGCCAAUAUUCCUCAGAAGUCAUGUGCUGGUCAUGCAGUUCAUUGGUACAGAUGGAUGGCCAGCACCUCUGUUGAAGGACUGUGAUAUAUCAGAAGCAAAGGCCAGAGAAUUGUACCUGGAGUGUAUACACAUUAUCCGCACUCUGUACCACACCUGUCGACUUGUCCAUGCUGAUCUCAGUGAAUUCAAUAUACUGUAUCACAAUGGAGGGGUGUACGUGAUUGAUGUCUCUCAGUCAGUUGAACAUGACCAUCCCUGUGCCCUAGAAUUUCUCAGGAAAGAUUGCACAAACAUUACAGAGUUCUUCAAAAAGAAAGACGUCAGCACCCUGACAGUGAAGGAGCUGUUUGACUUUGUUACUGAUGCCACCAUUACAGAGGAUAACAUUGACCUUUACCUCGAGAAAGCUAUGACCUUGACCUCACAGAGGACCACCAAUGAUGUCACAGAGCAGGAAAAGAUUGAUGAGGAGGUUUUCAAGCAUUCAUUCAUUCCACGGAACCUAGAUGAGGUGAUUGACUUUGAGCGUGAUGUCAUUUUGGCCAAGGAAGGACAGACAGAUGGGAUGCUAUACCAUACUCUGAUGGGAUUACAAGAAAACCUGGAAGGAGUGAGAACACAACCAGCUCUAUUGGCUGACAAUGGUGAAGAUGAAACAGAAGGAGGUAACUGUGAUAGUGAUGAGACUGACAGCAGUGAAGGAGAUGAUCAGGAAGAGGGGGAGGAAGAGGAGAAUGAAGAGGAGGAUGACAAGGAAGAUAACUCUAAAAAGUACAUCCGACCCAAACAUGAGACAACUGAGAGCAGAAAAGUAAAUAUACUUAUAUCUUGUUGCAGGAGACAGCAUCAUUUUGAUAGCAAUCAAAGAACAUGCAAUAUGACAGUUCUCUCCAUGGUACCCAAUUUGAGGGAAAUCCUCCAGCAGAUGUUUGAUACUGAAUCUAUCACAGAAAGUCUGAAAUCAAAUCCCAGCAAUAAGUUGGAAUUGUGGGAAGAACUGAAGAUCUUGAGCAUGACAAGGAUGGUGUGUGUGAUCUAUGCCUGUAGUAUGAUGUCACUCAUUGUCAGGAUCCAGCUGAAUGUGAUUGGUGGAUAUAUUUAUCUACAGAAUAACAACACCUCCAACCAAGAUAAGGAGCGGCCUGAAAGCUUGCCCGGUCAUCCGAGUACACCUGUGCUACCAAAAUCUGUCCAGGAAAAAUAUCUGUCCGAAAUCAAAUAUCUUAUGGACAAUGGUAUAUGUCAGCUUGGUGAACUUAUAAAAUCUGCAGUUAAAAAAGAAAUUUCAAGCAUCUCCCUGAAGGAGCGACUGAGUCAUCAAAAUGUGGAGUCCUGUUUACAACACAUCAGAGAGAGACUAGAGACCAGCCCAGAAAUUUCUAAUCUAUCCUCUCCAACAAUACAGCUGUGUCCUUACAUGUUUCCCCCAGAAACUCCCACUGAAAUCCAAGGUACAGAUGAUGAAAUACAUAAACAUCUGAUGCAAGAAACAAGAGAUAUUUUAGAGAGUGCUGACUUCCACACAGUGCUGAAAACAUGUCUAGAUCGAGGAUUCCACAAAUUGCUGGAUUUACUUGCUGAAAGCUACAAGACAAGCCUGCAAUCUAGUGAUUUAAACAAUAGUCAAAGUACAGAUUAUUUACAUGGAGGAAUCCCCAUGGCAAAACUUAUUCCUAUUUUUAAUGGCAGUCUGUACAAGCUCUGCAGCGAUGCUCCUAAUCCACUCAUGCAGGAAUUGCUACUACUGGAAUCUGCCAAGACUUUAGCUGCCAAUGUCUAUGAAGCAUUCAGCCAACCUCCCUCAUGAUUUAUAAAACAAUUUAUUAAAAAAAAGAAAACUAUUUCUUACAAUAAUUACAUGCAUUGUGUACAUAUAAUUUAAUAAUAGUCUAAGAAAGAAAUAUGCUAUAAAUUGUAAUGUCUAAUAUCUAUUUUAUUCUUUUUUUUUCCUUCAAAGGAUGAGUGUUUUAUAAUUGUAUAUAAUUUUGUAAUUAAACUUUAAGUAGUAUUUGCAAACUUUUUGUUGUAAAAUUAUGCUGAAUUUGUGUUAAAAAAGGAGAGAGAAAGAAAAGCUAUCAAUGUAUUUAGGAGUUCAUCCAAUGUCAUUCUUGCUUUUGUACUUUUCUCCAUUAAAGUAUAAUAAACAUGUUAUUUA
Messenger RNA from Saccostrea cuccullata (small rock oyster), 2972 nucleotides. RefSeq names its product serine/threonine-protein kinase RIO1-like. The transcript has 24 exons. Gene Ontology annotation, cellular component: preribosome, small subunit precursor; cytosol; peroxisomal membrane. Gene Ontology annotation, molecular function: ATP binding; protein serine/threonine kinase activity. The record is from RefSeq and is a predicted model, not a curated record. Bases 30 to 2624 code for a protein of 864 amino acids. Lineage: Eukaryota; Metazoa; Mollusca; Bivalvia; Ostreida; Ostreidae. Gene Ontology annotation, biological process: maturation of SSU-rRNA; peroxisome organization.